Molecule: messenger RNA, 1578 nt
Organism: Colletotrichum truncatum
Lineage: Eukaryota; Fungi; Ascomycota; Sordariomycetes; Glomerellales; Glomerellaceae
Source: RefSeq, a predicted model, not a curated record
AUGGCACUUCAGUUUCUCUUAUCUUGUUUCGUGAGACCUGGUGUCUACUCACUUAUUGUUUUUAGUGUUGGUUUGCUACUAUUGCUAGCCUUCGGCCUAUUCUUCUACCUCUUCAUUCAGUCUCGUAUGAAUCGGCAUUUGAAACUUGACCUCCCUGUUUUGAAUCUGGUUGGCGAUAACUAUGGCCAAGCUUCGCGUGAAUGGCAGCGUAAUUACAUCAAGUACAUAGAAAAAGGAUAUCAAGAGUUCCGACACGGAGCCUAUCAGCUCUGGGGCCCCGAGGGCUUUGUAACUGUUCUAUCACCCGACUUUCUGGGCGAACUCAAGAAUUUACCUGAUGAGAAACUUAGCUUCUACCUUGGAGCUGCAAACUCCGUGCAAGGGAAGCAUCAGUUCUUGGAUUUCAGGGGUCAUGCGCCAAUUCAGGCGUUGAAGUCUAUGAUGACUCCGAAGCUGAAAGACUUCAUGCCAGCCAUCCUGGAAGAGCUCGAACACGGCACGCGAACUUGCCUCCCAUCAGAACUCGAUGAGUGGCAUGAAAUACACAUCAACGACACUUACUCCAAGAUUGUUGGUUACAUAACUGGUCGCCUGUUCUUUGGCUCUGAGCUUGGUCGUCGAGAGGAUUGGCUGCAGCAUAUCAUCGCCUUCCCUGACAAUGUAUUCCGUGCUGCCAGAAAGAUCCGAAGAACUCCAGCACCGUUAAGGCUAUUUCGGAUUCCGCUGCUCCGCGAGGUACAACAAGUCAUACUCACGUUGAUGAAGGCGAGACAACUGAUUCCUCCCAUUCUCGAAAAACGAGCUUUGUUGCUCGGAGAACCCCAGGACAAACUAGAGUCCCAGCAAGACUUCAUGCAGUUUGUAUUGGAAUGCUCCGGGCGGGAAGAAAACCCACCCUCAUUGAAUCGCCAAGCUGAACAAUUGAUGAUCAUAAUGUUGGCAGGUAUUCAUACCACCAACAUUGCGGGUAUUCAUAUGAUAUACGAUUUGGCAGCUAUGCCUGAGAUCGUUGGGCCUCUGCGCGAUGAGAUCAAUCAGGUUUGGGAUAAGUACAACGGGAAGUUGACAAAGGAUUCUUUCCGUGAUAUGGGAAAGCUUGACAGUUUUAUGAAAGAGUCACAAAGAAUGAACCCCCCUUCUUAUUCUACCUUUGACCGCAUAGUUUCGUCGGAGAGUGGCAUCACUCUUUCUAACGGCUUACAUCUCCCCAAGGGCACUGUCAUUACCAUGCCGUCAUCUCAAGUUUCCCAAGAUCCGAAUGUAUGGUCAAACCCGGAAGAAUAUGAUGCGUUCCGUUUUGAAAGGCUGCGGUCUACCUCUUCAAACAAGUACAACUACCUAUAUGCAACUUCUACGGAGACCUCUUUACAUUUUGGUGUCGGUCGACAUGCGUGCCCAGGCCGCUGGGUAUCUACAAUUGAAAACAAAACUAUUUUGUCCUACAUGAUUCGACACUUUGACUUCAGGCUUGUCAAUCCCAAGGAGGGAAGGCCAAAGAACUUGGCUUUCGGACCGAACAUUUCUCCUAACGAGACAGGUAGGAUUGAGGUCAAGAGAAUCCGUCCUCAUAUGAAGUAG